Molecule: messenger RNA, 457 nt
Organism: Propithecus coquereli (Coquerel's sifaka)
Lineage: Eukaryota; Metazoa; Chordata; Mammalia; Primates; Indriidae
Product: calcitonin gene-related peptide 2-like
Exons: 4
Coding region: 74-457 (127 amino acids)
Cellular component (GO): extracellular region
Molecular function (GO): calcitonin receptor binding; hormone activity
Source: RefSeq, a predicted model, not a curated record
CCGGGACCCUCGCUGAACCGAAGCAUCGCUGCUGCUGUCCCUGCUGCAAGUCUCUGUCCACCAGAAGAGAAUCAUGGGCUUCCAGAACUUCUCCCUCAUCCUAGCCCUCAGCAUCUUGGUCCUGUACCAGGUGGGCAGCCUCCAGGCAGUGCCAUUCCGGUCCAACCUGGAGAGCAUCCCAGGACUGGAUAUGCUCAGUGAGGAGCAAGCGCGCCACCUGCUGGCUGCACUGAUGCAGGACUACGUGCAGAUGAAGGCUGGUGACCUGGAACAGGAGCUGGAGACCCAGAGCUCCAGCAUCACUACCCAGAAGACAGCCUGCAACACUGCCACCUGUGUGACUCAUCGGCUGGCAGCCUUGCUGAGCAGAUCAGGGGGUGUGGUGAAGAGCAACUUCAUGCCCACCAAUGUGGGUUCUAAAGCCUUUGGCCGGUGUCGCAGGAACCUUCAGGCCUGA